AUGAACAACUCCACUCAAUUGUUCCAGUCUUCCUCAGCUACUUCUCAGAAGAAGCUCUGUUUAUUCCAAGAAGAUGUGUAUCUUGGACAAGACCCCUUCGCCCACUGGGAUGACCACGAAAUUGAAUACUCAGAGAGCUUGAUCCCGUCAUCUGAAAACACUCCUGUCUUAUCUGAGGAUGAAAUUCAGGGGAUCUGUGGUUUCCAGCAUGAUGCCAAUUCGUAUCCUUCUCGGGCCGUAGAGGUCAAGCUAGCCCAGCCUUUUGUAAACUUAACUGGGAAUGAAGUUCAAAAAUCUAAAAUUUCUAAUUUACCAGAAUUAGCUAAGGCAGAAGAGAGCGAGACUCCUCAGGAUGGAUCACGAGAAAAUGUCAGCUCUAGAGAAAACACCUACACGCCUGGAGAACACUCUGCUAGACCCGAUGUGGUCUGAAAAACAAUCGUCAGAGGCGUCAAGAGGUACUUCUGUCAGUUGCUCUGAAACGGGAAUCCUCUCAUUCAAACUUUAACUUGAGAUGAAGGAGUAGAAGUUCUUCGAAAAAUUGAUGAGUACUGAGAUGUAAACUUCAAGCCAAACUCAGAAUUCACUGAUGGUUUUGAAAUUCUUUCUAUAAAUCAACUGCUACAAUCUAAGGAGUACCACAAAAGCUCUGAACUGACUGCUGAGUUGCAGAUGUACUACCGAGUGAAGAUCUUGCUUGCCUGCAUGGUUUUGAACAUUCCUUUGCGUAAGAAGUUUGCGAUUCCAUAUGUAAAGACAGCCUUCAACCUGUUCUACAACUGCAUCUACAAAUACUCUAAGAAGAAACUUAUCAAAUUGCUGAAGUUCAAGCCCUUUGCAGUCAUCUUCGAGCAAUUUGUCAGCGAAGGCCAGAUGGAGAGAAUGCUAGAGAAUGACGUCACUUUCUCAUCAAACCUGGAGGCCUAUCAAGAGAACUUUCAGGACUUGUUGACCAUCGUGAGAGCCUAGUUCCCCCAACUAAUAACUUAAUUUACUAACAUUUUU
This is a messenger RNA of Moneuplotes crassus, 1005 nucleotides long. The record is from the annotation of a GenBank genome assembly. Lineage: Eukaryota; Ciliophora; Spirotrichea; Euplotida; Euplotidae.